This is a messenger RNA of Ilex paraguariensis (yerba mate), 615 nucleotides long. NCBI's taxonomy places the organism in Eukaryota, Viridiplantae, Streptophyta, Magnoliopsida, Aquifoliales, Aquifoliaceae. The record is from the annotation of a GenBank genome assembly.
CGUGGCAUUUAUAAUUACUGGCCAUAAGAAUAAGUUCCUAACUCUUAUUAACGUGAUAAUGACGUGCUUGCCUUCGAAGAUCAGACUCAGAUUUUUCAAUUGAGUAACUCUCUCUCUCUCUGAGUGAGCAAUGGCAAGAGCAGGAGGAAUAACGAACGCAGUAAACGUGGGGAUAGCAGUGCAAGCAGAUUGGGAGAAUCGCGAGUUCAUAUCUCAUGUUUCCCUCAAUGUCCGUCGCCUCUUUGACUUCCUCGUCCAAUUCGAGGCUACAACAAAAAGCAAGCUGGCAUCCUUGAAUGAGAAGCUUGAUACACUGGAGCGUCGUCUAGAACUGCUUGAAGUCCAAGUGGGUUCUGCAACAGCCAACCCAUCUCUGUUUACUGCUUGAUCUACACUGGAUUGCAGCAUUGUAAAAAUAUAGCUUGCAUGUAAGCUACCUCUUAUCUGGACUAUGAUCAUGUUGCUUGAUUUAGGAAUCCAACAUGAAAUGAUAUAUCCCUAUGUUUACCAAUUGUAUAUUUUUCUUGUUCUUUAUGGUGUGGAUACCUCAGUUGCUCGUUUGUGCUGAAGUGUUUUUUCGCAGGAAAGAUAAUGGAAUGAGUUUGGUUUUGUGUC